CCCGUUGAAAAACUACUGUUAAAUAGACCAAAACUAGAAAUAAUUCAACUAAAAUUAACCCUACUGAUGUUUAUAGAUUCAACCAUGUGCAUAUUCAAUUCACAUCAAGAUAAUUUUGUUAAAAUUGUAUUCAUACCGUACGAUAGAAAAAAAGUAGGCCUAUUGAUUGUUAUAAAUUAUACGGUAAUAUAUAGUAAAAUUGGUACGGUACUAUAUAGAAUAUAGGUGAAUCCCAAAUAUCAAUAUUAGUAAAAAGAAUAUAAUAAUGUAAAUCCCAAUUAGUACCGGCACAGUAGAAUACAGAUAAAUUUCAAUUUUCUAUUGAAAAACAUAUUAUAAUAAUUAGCCUACCUAUAUUAAUUCAGACCGCUUAAAAACAUGGAAAUUAACAACUUAUUGUUAAAUAUCAGACCUACUGAUAUUUAAACAAUGACACAAUCAUAAGGUUGGCUACAUUCUGAAUUAAUCAACUGAUAAAGACAAAAGUGAGGACAAUUUAAAUCGCAAUGUACAACAUUAUACAUUAAUUGAAGCGUAUACAACAAGAAGCAAUUCAAAAUUAUAAAAAAAACGCUCAUCACCCUGCAGUUAAUAGCAAUAGCGUAGAAUCUUCCAAGCAACUUUACUGAUAUGAACAGAACAAUAAUCAAUUAGGGAACUUGUUGGUUGCCAUGACAAUAAUAAUCAUAUUUCUAGUCCUCCGCAAUAACCUAAUAAUACAGAGUUAACAUAUUAACAUGGAAGAGUCAGUGAAUGAUUUUUAUGAAAACUUGACGCUAGGAUUGAUAAAAACUCUGGAAAAGAUUCCUGGCGUACAAGACGUUGAGCUUGAGAAGAGGUUGCCUUGCGAUCGAAUGCUUAUUUCUUCAUGGGAACAGAGGCAUUCAUGCACUUUGCCUGAAGACAUGCGCCAAUUCUACGCUUCCACCGAUGGAUUCAAACUGAUUUGGAAUUAUGAGUAUGCUGGUGAAGUACUACCAGUGGGUAACCUUCGCAUCAAUUCUAUGAUGGAACUGCAAAGACUGGCAGGAGUGAAACCACAAAGUGACAACGAGUUGCCUUCUCUUUUGGACAUAGAGCUGUGCAAUACUGACCCCACGUGUCCAAGUUUCGGCACAAAAUGCAAAAUAUUCGAAUUAGAUCCAUGCCAGAACAUAGGAAAGGUAUGCCUGGCUUAUCUGGAGCGAGGCGAACACGAGUUGAGACACGAAGAUCCGAAAAUUUGGCUGCUUGACCGCAGUCAUGAGUGGCACUUGCUGGCCGACUCUUUCUCGCAGUACUUCCGCAUGAUGCUCUACCACCAGGGACUGCCACAAUGGCAGUUUCGCUUCACACCCAUGGGGCUCACUCCAUGGGCCGAGCAAAUGAUGACAAUGAUAGCUCCUCAUCUCCUGAUGCCGGAGUCCAAUCCGAAUGAAUCAAAAUUUCUGAAUUGGAAGCAAUUCACCAACAACACCAUCGAUCCUUCAGUGUUUAAGACUACUAAUAGCAAGAACAGUAAGACAGCCAAGCAGAAUGACUCCAAGUGAGAUAAUUCCAGUAAGAAGAGAGUGAAUGCUCAAGAAAAAAAAUGUUGAAACUACUUAUUUAUUUCACUGGUCAUCAAUGUUUAGAAUGCCAUAUAAAAUUCCAUGAUUAUAAUUAUUGUAUUUUAUAAAAAUUCAAAUGACCUGUA
This is a messenger RNA of Nilaparvata lugens (brown planthopper), 1675 nucleotides long. RefSeq names its product tubulin polyglutamylase complex subunit 2. The transcript is spliced from 5 exons. The coding region runs from base 738 to 1529 and encodes 263 amino acids. The record is from RefSeq and is a predicted model, not a curated record. Gene Ontology annotation, biological process: protein polyglutamylation. Lineage: Eukaryota; Metazoa; Arthropoda; Insecta; Hemiptera; Delphacidae.